AUGAAUUGUCCCGGGGGCCGCUGGUUUAGGGUUUGCCUCUCCGCCAGCCGAGUCCCCUGUCAGGACCUGAAGUUGGCAGAGAAGCCCUCGCGACUGAUUUACUGGGAGGAGACUCGCGCAUUCCGAGCGAGGCCUCACUGCAAAGGCCUCGAGUUCAGUCCCCAAUACACAAAACGCCCCAGGGAGCUAGGGACCGCCUGUAAACUACAGCGUGGGAGAGUAGGCAGCCCCGGAGCGCUGAGAGUGGUAAUUUUGUUGUCUUUCCAAGGAGCAGCCCCUGUGGGAUUUAGCUCAGUGGUUCCGCAGCCUGCCUCCAAAGCGUGGUUGCAAACUGGUUAUCAGCGAUGCCCUCUCAAGCGCGGUGCUGCGUCCACUGGGAGGUGGCUGGGCGCGGCCGUAGAAGGCGCCUACCUGCUUUAUGAAGUCGUGAUCUCCGGAUUUAGGGAACAAGGGAGGACUUUGACGUCGAGACAGCGCCCUGUGAGCGCCUGGAGUGUCCCGGACAGCCUGAGGCAGGAAAGUCUUAAUAGACAUCGAUACUUGAAUUCUUGGUUUCCACAUGAAAACUCCACUGCUUCUUAUGGAAUAAAUCAGUUUUCAAAUUUGUUUCCCGAAGAGUUUAAAGCCAUUUAUUUAAGAAGCAAACCUUCCAGGCUCCCCAGAUACCCAGCAAAAGUGCGGGCAUCCAUCCCCAACACAUCUUUGCCGUUAAGAUUUGACUGGAGGGACAAGCACGUUGUAACACCAGUGAGAAACCAGCAGAUGUGUGGAGGGUGCUGGGCUUUCAGCGUGGUGGGAGCAGUGGAGUCUGCGUGGGCCAUCCGAGGGCAACCUUUGGAAGACCUCAGUGCCCAGCAGGUCAUCGACUGCUCUUAUAAUAACUUCGGGUGCAAUGGGGGCUCUCCUGUCAGUGCUCUGAGCUGGUUGAACAAGACACGAGUGAAACUGGUGAGAGACUCGGAAUACCCAUUUAAAGCACAGAAUGGCCUGUGCCAUUACUUCUCCAGAUCACAGCCCGGACUUUCCAUCCAAGGCUAUUCCGCAUAUGACUUCAGUGACCAAGAGGCUGAGAUGGCGAGGGCCCUGCUCACACUGGGCCCCCUGGUGGCGAUUGUGGACGCGGUGAGCUGGCAGGACUACCUGGGCGGCAUCGUCCAGCACCACUGCUCCAGCGGGAGCGCCAACCACGCGGUGCUCAUCACUGGCUUCGAUCGGACGGGCAGCACGCCGUACUGGAUUGUUCGCAAUUCGUGGGGAAGUUCGUGGGGAGUAGGAGGCUACAUCUACAUCAAAAUGGGGAGCAACAUGUGUGGUAUUGCAGACUCCGUUGCUGCUGUGUUUCUGUGACAUGUUGGGAACAGGAAAAGAGACUUGUGCCAUAAAACAACAGCAUUUCAUUCCGAGUUUGACUCACAUUCAAGCUUCAGCAACUCCCUGGGAAAAUCUCCCAGCCUCGGAGGAUUGAGUCUAAUGGAUGGACACCAAAACCUCUAAGAGGUCUGGAAGGAGAUGCGUGUUUCCUGCUCUGGGAGGAAACAGGAUAAGGAGGCAUUUUAGGUUCUUCCAACUUAAGAAGCUGUUGUUUGCUGAUUUUCUUUCAAUGUUUAACCAGAACCUUGUUCUGGUAUGAUCACAGAGGUGAUCAUUCCUUUCCCUUCGUGGGACACGAUCUGGAGGUUUGGAUUACCCUUCUCGACAGCAGCGCCCUGCCUCAGGUGCCGAGCCUCUCGCGAUGCCGUCUGUGGCUUUCGGAGACACGCCUUGGUGAGGAGCUGCAAAGGCGGUGGCUUCACGCUUCUCAUGGCGCUUACCUGUGGACAGAAGGAAGAAAAUGCCAGCUCCCUUCUUAAGAGAAACAAAGUGGAACUAAAUAAUUGCUAUGACCCCUAUGUUAUCAGUCACUUCAGAUAAUAUUGUCUAUCAGAUAAAUUACUUUUUGAAAUUUUUCUGUCAGUAGAAAUCCAAAACUACUUUAACUUUCUAGAAUCUUCUGUUGGUGUCACAGAACAGUCUUUGCCAUGUUUACUCGCUGUCUGUUACUGUCUGUUGUGUAUCUCUCAGGUUCUCCUACUGGCCUGCUUCCCCGACUGAAGAAUUGCUCUUGCAGCUUACUUUCCAUUUUAU
Molecule: messenger RNA, 2124 nt
Organism: Fukomys damarensis (Damara mole-rat)
Lineage: Eukaryota; Metazoa; Chordata; Mammalia; Rodentia; Bathyergidae
Gene: Ctso
Product: cathepsin O
Exons: 9
Coding region: 1-1347 (448 amino acids)
Cellular component (GO): lysosome
Molecular function (GO): cysteine-type endopeptidase activity
Source: RefSeq, a predicted model, not a curated record